ACUGCUCGCCUGAAGAAGACGAGAAAGCUUCGCGGCCAUGUGAGUCAUGGACACGGGCGAAUCGGGAAACAUCGUAAGCAUCCUGGCGGCCGAGGUAACGCCGGUGGACAACAUCAUCACCGAAUCAAUUUCGACAAAUACCAUCCUGGGUAUUUUGGUAAAGUUGGUAUGAGACAUUUUCACUUGAAGAGAAAUCCAUACCACAAACCAUCCAUCAACCUGGACCGUAUCUGGUCAUUGGUGAGUGAACAAACCAGGCUCAAUUACAAAGACAAGAAAGACGGUCCAGUACCUGUUAUUGAUGUUGUCAAAGCUGGAUAUUUCAAGGUACUUGGCAAAGGACUUCUCCCUAAGCAGCCUGUCAUUGUGAAGGCCAAGUUUUUUAGCCGGCGAGCAGAAGAUAAGAUCAAAGAAGUUGGUGGUGCUUGUGUCUUGAUGGCAUAAAUGAUAAUAAAAUUAACAUCAAAUUGUA
This is a messenger RNA of Exaiptasia diaphana, 472 nucleotides long. Its product is annotated as 60S ribosomal protein L27a. NCBI's taxonomy places the organism in Eukaryota, Metazoa, Cnidaria, Anthozoa, Actiniaria, Aiptasiidae. Gene Ontology annotation, cellular component: ribosome; cytosolic large ribosomal subunit. Gene Ontology annotation, biological process: translation. Gene Ontology annotation, molecular function: structural constituent of ribosome. The record is from RefSeq and is a predicted model, not a curated record.